Messenger RNA from Parnassius apollo (apollo), 252 nucleotides. NCBI's taxonomy places the organism in Eukaryota, Metazoa, Arthropoda, Insecta, Lepidoptera, Papilionidae. The record is from the annotation of a GenBank genome assembly.
AUGAAAAUUAUAGAGGGACCUAACCUUUCGCCGGGUGUGCUUAAGAAGCGCCUGAUGAUCUACCCGAUUGCCGUGCAGGGUGAUUUAGUAACGGGCGCUGCGUACGAGCACUGCGAUAUCUCAGAUUCAUCGCCUGGGCUCGGCGCACGUCGCCCGCUUGCCGCCCGCCGCCCGCCGCCCGCCGCGAUAACACGCCGUACGUGCGACAGAUGUCCCGCGUUUUGUGGGAAAAGAAACAUCAGUUUUCCUUAA